This is a messenger RNA of Danio aesculapii, 1204 nucleotides long. Its product is annotated as oocyte zinc finger protein XlCOF15-like. The record is from RefSeq and is a predicted model, not a curated record. The annotation marks the transcript as partial. Lineage: Eukaryota; Metazoa; Chordata; Actinopteri; Cypriniformes; Danionidae. The transcript has a single exon.
GAGAAACCAUUUACAUGCACUCAGUGUGGGAAGGGGAAGAGUUUCAGCUGCUCAAAACACGUUAAUCUACACAUGAUGAUUCACACUGAAGAGAAACCAUUCACAUGCACUCAGUGUGGGAAGAGUUUCAUCCGCUCAUCAUCCCUUAAUAUACACACGAGGAUCCAUACUGGAGAGAAACAAUUCACAUGCACUCAGUGUGGGAAAAGUUUCAGCCAAUCAUCACACCUUAAUCAACACAUGAUGAUCCACACCGGAGAGAAACCAUUCACAUGCACUCAGUGUGGGAAGAGUUUCAUCCGCUCAUCAUCCCUUAAUCUACACAUGAGGAUUCACACUGGAGAGAAACCAUUCACAUGCACUCAGUGUGGGAAGAGUUUCAGCAACUCAUCAGACCUUAAUAAACACAUGAAGACCCACACUGGAGAGAAACCAUUUACAUGCACUCAGUGUGGGAAGAGUUUCAGACGCUCAUCACACCUAAAUGAACACACAGUGAUCCACACCGGAGAGAAACCAUUCACAUGCACUCAGUGUGGGAAGAGUUUCAGCCGAUCAUCACCCCUUAAUAAACACAUGAUGAGCCACACCAUUCAGAGAUACCAUUCACUUGCACCUAAGCUGCAGCCACACUAGACUUUUCUCCCCAUAGACUUCCAUUCAUACGCACACGAAUGCGUCAGACCGAAAAUGCAAGUUUCGCAGUUCACUGCAUUGCGAAGUUCAAGCUUGGUGAACUCUGACCUGCGAAAUCGCUUUACUUGACUGUGUGAGACCAAUCGAAGAUCAAAACAUGACCUCUCUGGACAGAAAUGUAAAAUAUGGACCAAUCGCUUACUUUUUUUAAUAUCUAUUCAUCUUGUUUAAUCCUGCCCUUUUCGCAGAGCUGUACAACAGAAUUUUGCAUGCUCAAACUCUAGUGUGACUCCAGCUUUGGCGUGGGAUGAGUUUCAGCAACUCCUCAGACCUUAAUAAACACAUGAAGACCCUCACUGGAGCAUUUACAUACACUCAGUGAGGGAAGAGUUUCAACCGAUCAGCAAACCUUAAUGAACACAUGAAGAUCCACACUGGUGUGAAAGAGUAUGUGCUUUGAGUGUGAAAAGACUUUUAUUACAGCUCCAAAAUUGAAACUGCACCAGAUGUUUCACACUGGAGAGACAGUACAAGUGUUCACACUGUUACAAGAGGUUUAAUCAAUUAA